GGUCUGUUGGGAGGACCCGGCCCGGGGUCCGGGAGUGUACCUGGCACUGAAGUCCCGAAACCUUGGGAUUUCCCAGUUGACAGAUGCAGUGGCCGGUCAUUCGUGACAGCCCCAGUCAGGAGUCAGUGACCUUGGAGGAUGUGGCUGUGAACUUCACCCAGGAGGAUUGGGCUUUGCUGAAGCCUUCCCAGAAGAAUCUCUACAGAGCUGUGAUGCAGGAGACCUUCUGGAACCUGGCUUCUGUAGGUCAAAAAUGGCAGUACCAGACCAUUGAAGAUGUGUACAAAAAUCUCAACAGAAGUCUAAGAUGUCAAGUGCUAAAGAAAUUCUUUAAACAUAAAGAAAGUAGACAACAUGGAGAAAUGUUCAGCAAGAUUCCAGAUUAUAGAGUGAACAAGAAAAUUUUUAGGGUAAAAUGACAUAAAAGCCACCUGUGUAGAGAAAUGGUCAGUAGUCUUUCAUAAUUUCUGAGAGACAUAAUAACCAUGGACACAGGGUAUCUGAGUAUCAGGACUGUACAGAAGAGGCCCCAUGAAUGUGAAAGAUGUGAUAAAGCUUUUAAGUGGCCCUGUGACCUUCGAAAUCAUGAAAGAACUCACACUGGAAAGAAAUUUUACACACUUGUGCAGUGUGGGAAAACCUUUGCUUGUUCCACCUCCUAUUGAAGAUAUGCACAAAUUCACACUGGAGAAAAACCCUAUAUAUGCCAGCAAUGUGAGAAAUCCUUCUGAUGUUCCAGUUUCCCUGAAAUACAUGAAAUAAUCCACACUGGAGAGAAACCUUUUGUAUGUAAGCAUUGUGCAAAAGCCUUCAUUUGUGCCAGUACUCUUCGAAUACAUGAAAGAAACCAUAAUGGAGAGAAACCUUAUGUGUGUGAGCUAUGUGGGAAAGCUUUCUGAGAGUACGGCAAAAUGCUAAGGCAUGGAAAAACUCAUAAAGAGGACAGACACUGUGCAUGUGAGGAAUGUGAGAGAGUCUUCAAGAGCUAUGGUUACUUGCAAAAGCAUGCAAGGAUUCAUGCUCACCAGAAACCCUACAUACAGAAAGUGGAAGGCCUCUUUAUCUCCCAUCCACCUUAACAUACCUAAGAAUGCCUAGAGGAGGGCCUCCUGUCAAGGUAGAGUGGGAAAGCCUCUAGCAUGUGUGUUCCAUUCACAAGGAUGAAAGAACACAGUAUUGAGAAAAACAUCAUUAGUGGAAGAGAUGUGCAAAAUUCUUUAGUUGGUCCACGUGUAAGCAUGUACACUGGAUCAAAGCCAUGUGAAUGAGAAAAAUACAAGAAAGAUAUCAGUUGUAAUAGUUUCAGUGUCUUGUAAAAAUUCCUUUGUCUUGAAAGCCUAUGAAUGUAAGUAAUAUAAAGGGUAUAAUGCCAUACCUCAUCUGAAGGAAGCCUAAAAGGUACGUUAUUAUUGUGUCCAUCAUUGGCUCUUUUUCAGGGUGGAUGGUGUUUGAUUGAAUCAAAUAAUAAAAUUGUAAUUAUUCUACUGUCAAAAAAAAAGAAUAAAGGGUAAACUCACUUCCAGGGAAUUACUGAUGCACUUAAUCAGGAAAAGGCAGAUUUGUUAUUUUAUGCCACUAGAAGACCAAGUUAGAGAUUACCACUGUACAAUGCAAUGAUCUAUAGAAAUUUAAAAUUGUUAUC
Molecule: messenger RNA, 1642 nt
Organism: Heterocephalus glaber (naked mole-rat)
Lineage: Eukaryota; Metazoa; Chordata; Mammalia; Rodentia; Bathyergidae
Source: RefSeq, a predicted model, not a curated record